Closterium sp. NIES-67 is the source of this 3715-nucleotide messenger RNA. Lineage: Eukaryota; Viridiplantae; Streptophyta; Zygnematophyceae; Desmidiales; Closteriaceae. The record is from the annotation of a GenBank genome assembly.
ACGUUACAACGUUGUGACGCGACGACGUCACCUUGUAACGAACCUAAUCUAUUCAAUUCCAAUAUCUAACUGUUAGUUUCGCGGCGGCAGGCGGCGCGCAUGAGGCUUGUUAGGGUUGCGUGAGAGCGGGGAUCAUGCUCUGAAGCUCUGAAGCUCGGAUCCCUGGAUCUAACCAUUUACGCUACGUCGUUCGUUUUCUCCGCCCCAGUCUCGUAGAACAAGCCGAACAUCAGCCGUCGAUCAGGAUGAUCGACGGCGCAGCGCUACUCCCCGCGCAGGUGUUGCGCAACCUCUCCGACAAGCUCUACGACAAGCGCAAGGCGGCCGCGCUCGAGAUUGAGACGGCAGUGAAGGCGGCUGUAGCAGAGGGGUACGAUGAUAGAAUCAACGCCAUCAUUGCGCUGCUGGCCAAUGAUUACGCCACGUCAGCACAGCCCAACCAGAGAAAGGGCGGGCUCAUUGGUCUGGCUGCUGUGACUGUGGGGCUCGGGCCCGACGCCAGCCAGUAUCUAGAUCGCAUAGUCCCUGAGGUGCUCAAGUCCUUCUCGGACUCGGACAGUCGGGUGCGCUACUAUGCGUGCGAGGCACUCUACAACAUUGCUAAGGUGACACGUGGCGACUUCAUAGUGUUCUUCAACGACGUCUUCAACGCCCUCUGCAAGCUCUCUGCUGACCUGGACCCCAACGUGCAGUCCGCCGCCCACUUGCUCGACAGGCUCGUCAAGGACAUUGUGACAGUCAGCGAUCAGUUCAGCAUAGAGGAGUUCAUCCCUCUGUUGCGGGCGCACAUGAGUGUGCUCAACCCCUUCGUGCAGCAGUUCCUGGUGGGCUGGAUCACAGUGCUGGACAGUGUACCUGACAUAGACAUGCUUGGCUUCCUGCCAGACUUGCUCGAUGGUCUGUUCAACAUGCUGGGCGACUCGGCGCACGAGAUCCGAGUGCAGGCAGACAGCGCUCUGAGGGAGUUCCUGCAUGAGAUUCGCCACGCGCCUGCGGUGGAGUACGGGCGCAUGAUGGAGAUACUGGUGCAGAGAGCGGGGUCCUCCGAUGAGUUCACUCGCCUCACUGCCGUCACGUGGAUCAACGAGUUUGUGAAGCUGGGUGGCGCUCAGAUGAUGCCAUUCUAUGCCGCUGUGGUGGGCGCCAUUCUGCCCUGCAUCGCCGACAGAGAGGAGAAGAUCGCUGCGAUUGCCCGCGACACAAAUGAAGAGCAGCUGGCGAGGGUGAGGGAGCAGAGUGUGGCGGAUGGCUUUGAUGUGCCAGCAGUGGUGGAGAUAGCACGGAGGGAGCUGAGGAGCAGCUGGGAGGCCACACGGCUAGAAGCUCUUGCGUGGAUCGCCACCCUUCUGCACCGCUUCCCACACCAGCUGCUUGACCUCAUGGACGACCCCUCCACUGCCCUACUGGAGUCUCUGCUAGCGGCGCUGGCAGACGAGUCGGACCAGGUGGUGCUGGAGGCACUCUCAGUGCAGGCAACAGUGGCCAGCCACCCAAACCACUUCCACCGCCUUCUGCUUCUGCUGCUCCUGCGGUUCAACUCCGACCGUGCCCUCCUAGACAGGAGAGGCAGCAUCAUCAUCCGCCACCUGUGCGCCAUGCUAGAUGCGGACAAGGUGCUCAGGGAACUAGCUUUCAUCCUCCAGAACGAGUCGGACUGCGACUUUGCCGCCACCAUGGUGCCCACGCUCAGCCUCAUCCUCCUCACCGCGCCCGAGCUCGCCCCCAUCCGCGCCAAGCUCAAGCGCUCCUUCGCUCCGCCCCCCGCCAUGCUUCACCCAUCUCCUGCUGUGGGUCAGCCGCCCCCUGGCCUUGCUUCUGCUCCUGCUGCAGCUGCUUCUGCUGCUGCAGGGGGUCCUGGCUCCUCUUUCUCCCCCUCCCCCUCCUCCUCGUUCUCCCCUCCUGCGCUCGUAGGUGCUGGUGGUGGGGUUGGUGGGGGUGGUGGUGGAGGUGAGGUGGGCACUACUGCUGCUGGUAAUCCAGCCACAUCAGCAGCAGGAGCACCAUCGGCAGGAGCAGCAGCACCGGGAGGCAGGGGGUUGUUCCUGGCGCUGUACCCAGCGUGGUGCCACUCGCCCAUAGCGGCCGUGAGCCUGUGUCUGGUGGCGCAGGCGUACGAGCAAGCAUGGGGCAUCGUGGACGCCCUGGAUGAAAGCGACCUCUCGCUCAGCCUCAUGGUGCAGGUGGACAAAUUGGUUCUCCUGCUCGAAACGCCGAUCUUUAGCAGGCUGAGAUUGCAGCUUCUGGACCCCUCCCGCUCGCCUGCUCUUCUGCGAGCGCUCUACGGCCUCCUCAUGCUGCUGCCGCAGCAUGGAGUUGCCUUCCGAGUGCUGCACACCCGCCUCUCCACCGUCCCCCUCCCUUCAUGCUCCACCCCACUCCUUCCCCCAUCCCCCCCCUCCCUCUCCACUCCGUCUCCUCCUACUUGCCUUACCUACCCACCCCUCUCCCUGCCCCUAUCGCUGCUGCCACACUCCCCCACAUCUCAACCCAACCGCCACCGCAUUUUCCUCCAAGCCCUCCUCUCGCUCCUCCUCCCCUCCCCCCCACUCCUCCUCCCUCAACGGCCCGCUCCCGCACUCCCAUCUUCUCUUCUCUGCCUCAGCAGCAGCAGCAGCAGCAGCGUUAGGUGCUGCCUCACAGCCUGUCAGCAUUCCCUCACACGGUAACUCUCUUUCUCAGAACAGCAGCAGUACUGCCAGUUUAGCCGCGGACAUGGGGGGAAGCCAAGAGGAGCGAGGUGGGGGACAAGGUACUGCUGCUGUCUCUGCGACUCCUGCUGCUGCUGUUCCUUCCAUGCCCUCUGCUGCCCCAGCCUUCCCCGUCGCUGCUGCUGCCAUGCGCAGUGCUUCUUUCAAUGCCUUCACCCCUCCUGCUGCCACUGCCUCUGCUGCCUCUGCAGCUGCUACUGCUGCUUCAGCUGCUGCUUCAGCCCAAACAGCCUAUGCCAUGCGUUCUAGUGCCACAGAUGGGGCGGCCGUUCCUCCAUCAUUUAUCCCACAGGGUAAUUUACCCUCUGCUGCAGCAGUAAGAGCGGGCAGCUGGUCUGGUGCCCCAGCAGCAGCACUGCCUCCUAUGGCAGUGGCAGGAGGAGCAGGUAUACCAGCAGGAGCAGCAGAAACGCCAAGUUUAGGCGCUGGUUUGGCUCGAGAAACGGCAAUGGUCAAUGGAGCUGGUAUCGCCACUACCAGCACCAACACUGGCGCCAGCCCCGCCAUCAGCAUAGAUGGAAGCGGGUCCUCAUUAGACGGCCCGCCACUCCUCCGGAUGUUCCUAGACGUGCAACGGAGACACAAGGAGCUGAGAGCGCUGCCAGGUGGCAGCACGGGAUUGGGUCCUGCGCAGGGGAUGUUUGGUGGAGCAAUGGGGACUUUUCAGGGAGGAGGGGGGGGAGGAGUGGGUGGAGCACAGUUGUCAUUGGCAGGUGGGGAUGGAUUUGGGAUGGUUGGGGGUGAUGAUGGGCAUUCGGGGAGUGGAUCAGGAAGAGGGGGCGUGUCACACUCACAGCAUGGAGGUGGGGGGUACUUCCAACCACUACAGCAGGAAUAGCAGCAUUUCUUGAAGUUUACAGGCAGGUGCAAUGCAGCACUUAGGAAAUUGUAAAACAUGAUUUGUGGUACGAUUGACAAUCUUGGGCAAUCUUGGAUGCAUGAAAACACAGUCUUGAGAAUUCUUGCAUUGGUAUACUGGUUGUUGGAAAUAAUGAAAUGACUUGAUC